CCGGAAGUGCUGCCGCUCAUGACCGUGAGCUGGAUGCUAACCAGGAAGUGAUCAUUCCUUCAGGUUUCCUCAGGUUUUGCAGAAGCUCAGAAUCCGUCCGAGGUGAAAGUUCACAUCUGAUCGACAGGAGGUCUCAACACAAGACUUCAGACAUGACGAAGCACGAGUUCGAGGUGGCGAUGACGUGUGAGGGUUGUUCAGGAGCCGUCACCAGAAUCCUCAACAAACUGGGAGAUGUGAAGUUCGAGAUCGACCUGCCUAAGAAGCUGGUUUGGAUCGAGUCCGACAAAGACGUGGACUUUCUCACGGAGACGCUGAAGAAAUGUGGGAAGGAAGUGAAGUACAACGGCACGAAAUGAAGGAGUCUGCUGCUGCUCACAGGAAAUCAUUGCUGCUAACGCAAAGCAAACAUUUAUAAACUGGAAGGAAGAGUCUGGAUUCCCCCCCGUCCUGCAACUCAUACGCACAAUCCCCCCGGAUGCAGAUCAUCUUUCAGAUUUACAAGACGAGAACAACAACAAACACACAAACGAUGAUGUCCGUACUCGUUGUUUGCAGCAGUGUAUUUGAUAUGUUUGUGUCCAUGUUGUUUGUCCUCCAACACAGUCGCCUGGUCAAUGAAAUGAAUUUACACAUUUUCACGGAAGUCAUUUUUGUAUAUGUUGCUCUUUUAUCCAAAAAAUAACAGGACUCCAUAUACGUUCUUAAAUAAUUGUAAAUUUCAGUUGUCAAAUGAAAAGAUCAACCCACAAAUCGAUAUGUGAAGCAUUAAGUUGUUAAUUUUCAUGUUUAUUAUGAACAUGAUGUUUGAAACUGUCCUGAUGUUAAAACAGAUUUUAUCCAACUUCCUUUGAACCAUGUGAAGAACAUUCCCUGGAUUAUAAAACAUUCUGAAAACUACUGACAGUAUUUGUUCUCUCAGUAUUAUAGAAUUUUAGUUGUGGAAUUAACACUAAUAUAUGGCGAAUAUCGGAGAUGAUUUUAAUGAGAUUUGCUAACACACACUAAUGUAUGAAAUUCACUCUUUUGUUACUUUAGGAAAACAACCACCAUCUUCUGGGUUUUAUUACAAUCAUCUGGAAAAUGAAAUAAAAUCAACUCUGUCUCAGUU
Hippoglossus stenolepis (Pacific halibut) is the source of this 1111-nucleotide messenger RNA. RefSeq names its product antioxidant 1 copper chaperone (gene atox1). Gene Ontology annotation, biological process: copper ion transport. NCBI's taxonomy places the organism in Eukaryota, Metazoa, Chordata, Actinopteri, Pleuronectiformes, Pleuronectidae. Gene Ontology annotation, cellular component: cytosol. Gene Ontology annotation, molecular function: copper chaperone activity; metal ion binding. The transcript is spliced from 4 exons. The record is from RefSeq and is a predicted model, not a curated record. The coding region runs from base 153 to 359 and encodes 68 amino acids.